CGCCACCUUAUUUCAAACUGCUUUCACCUUAAUCACUCACUUACUCACCACUCCAAACCAAACCAAACCAAAAAUAUCAAUUUACUCUCUCUCUCUCUCUCUCUCUUUUUGUUCUUGUUGUUUUAUCUGAAUCUGAGUGAAACCAACCUAGUAGUAGUAGUAUUAUUAUUAUUAUUAUAACUCACUCACUGUUAUCUCUUCCCAAUGGCCGACAAUCAUUCAAACCCUACACCUCCUCCUCCUCCUGUUACUCCGCCGCCUGCUGAUUCAUCCACCGUACCUGCGGAAUCGGAACCCGUGGUUGCCGAGCUGCUUCAUCCUCCUCCUCUGCCACCAGACGAUGCGGUAGUUCUUGAACGCGGAGACGAAGAAGAUCACCAGCUCAAGAUUCCUCAGAACUUGGGUUCAUUCAAGCAAGAGAGCAACUUACCAUGCGAUCUCUCCGAUUCAGAGACAAAGGCCGUUCAAGACCUCAAGCAGCUCCUCACAGUCACAGAUGAACCUUCCAUCUGGGGUGUUCCUCUGCUCAAGGACGACAGGACCGAUGUCAUUCUUCUCAAAUUCCUCAGAGCCCGCGAGUUCAAAGUCAAAGAUGCGCUUCUCAUGAUCAACAACACGCUCCGCUGGAGGAAGGAUUUCAACAUCGAUGCUCUUUUGGAAGAUGAGGACGACCACCAUCUCGACAAGGUCGUCUUCAUGCAUGGUCAUGACAGGGAGGGUCACCCCGUCUGCUACAAUGUCUAUGGAGAGUUUCAGAAUAAGGAACUCUACAACAAGACCUUCUCAGAUGAACAAAAGAGAACCAGGUUCCUCCGCUGGCGGGUUCAGUUCUUGGAGAGGAGUAUCAGGAAACUCGACUUCACUCCUGGUGGUGUUAACACCAUUGUUCAGGUCAAUGACCUUAAAAAUUCACCUGGCCCUGCUAAACGCGAGCUCCGCCUCGCCACCAAGCAGGCCUUGCAAUUGCUUCAGGACAAUUACCCUGAGUUUGUUGCCAAACAGGUUUUUAUCAAUGUCCCUUGGUGGUAUCUAGCAUUCUAUACCAUGAUCAAUCCCUUCUUGACUCAGAGGACAAAAAGCAAAUUUGUCUUUGCAGGCCCAUCCAAGUCUCCUGAUACACUUUUCAAGUAUAUUUCUCCGGAGCAAGUGCCUAUUCAGUAUGGUGGCCUAAGUGUAGAUUUUUGUGACUGCAAUCCAGAUUUCAGCAUGUCUGAUCCUGUCACGGAAAUUCCAUUAAAGCCCAACACGAAGCAAACUGUGGAAAUUGCCAUUUAUGAGAAAUGCAUUAUUGUCUGGGAGCUGCGUGUGGUGGGCUGGGAGGUUAGCUAUAGUGCUGAAUUCAAGCCUGAUGCUAAAGAUGGAUAUACAGUUAUUAUACAGAAGGCUACGAAGAUGUCCCCUAGUGAUGAACCUGUGGUUUCCAAUCACUUCAAAGUUGCUGAACUGGGCAAGUUAUUGCUCACUGUCGACAAUCCCACCUUGAAAAAGAAGAGGCUUCUUUACAGGUUCAACAUCAAACCUUACUGUGAUUGAGAGAAUAUCUUCUGUCAAGUGAUUUUGGGUACGUGAAGGAAAUUGAUCUUGAAGAUUAAGAAAUAUGCAUGUCAUCAUUUGUUCAGCCCAUCAUUCGUCUUUAGUUUUGGUCGUGAGUGGUUUGCAGAUUGGCUUUCUCCAUCUUUGUUGUAUUUAUUACUUUAUUGCUAGACAAACAUUUUAGCUAGUCUAAAUUGUUCGUUUUUUUCCUAGUGAUGCCAAGGAAGAGAGUAGCCCUUGGAAUUGGAAAUGUAGUUGGUUUAUGAGAUUUUAUAUAUUACCAGAAUUAUGUGUAACCUUAAUGGAAAACAUGUAGAAAGCCUGGUUAAGAGAAGUGUCAAUGUAAAAUAUAUUGUUCUUAAACA
This is a messenger RNA of Lotus japonicus, 1898 nucleotides long. Its product is annotated as patellin-3. The record is from RefSeq and is a predicted model, not a curated record. Bases 205 to 1533 code for a protein of 442 amino acids. Gene Ontology annotation, molecular function: lipid binding. NCBI's taxonomy places the organism in Eukaryota, Viridiplantae, Streptophyta, Magnoliopsida, Fabales, Fabaceae. The transcript has 4 exons.